This is a messenger RNA of Sporisorium graminicola, 2259 nucleotides long. RefSeq lists its product as uncharacterized. The transcript has a single exon. Gene Ontology annotation, molecular function: zinc ion binding; DNA-(apurinic or apyrimidinic site) endonuclease activity; double-stranded DNA 3'-5' DNA exonuclease activity. Gene Ontology annotation, biological process: base-excision repair. The record is from RefSeq and is a predicted model, not a curated record. Bases 1 to 2259 code for a protein of 752 amino acids. NCBI's taxonomy places the organism in Eukaryota, Fungi, Basidiomycota, Ustilaginomycetes, Ustilaginales, Ustilaginaceae. Gene Ontology annotation, cellular component: nucleus.
AUGCGGAUCACGGUUUGGAACAUUAACGGUUUACGGACCCUCAAAGGCUACCAGCCAUGGUACAAGCUGCCGGAUUGGGAGGCGUGCCUAGAACACCUGGGUGCCGACAUAGCGUGCUUCCAAGAAACUAAAAUGACACGCAAGCAGCUCACGGAACCCAUGUGCAUCCUCCCGUCCUACAACGCCUUCUUCAACUUCCAUCCAACCAAAGGCUACUCCGGCACCGUCACAUACGUCAAGAAGAGCGUCUCGAUCCCACUCAAAGCUGAACAGGGCAUCACCGGUCGUUUGCCCGUCACGAAUGUCUCCACCAACCCAUCGAUACCCAACGAGCCGAUUGGCUGCAUUCCGGCGGACACUCGAGAUGAUGCAGAACCCCAGAUAUGGAAUGCUCUCGACGAAGAGGGGAGAUGCGUGGUACUCGAUCUGGGCCUGUUUGUUCUCUUCAAUGUUUACUGCCCGAACGAGACAGGACCGGAACGACUUGAUUAUAAAAUGACCUACUAUCAAGGACUCGCCGAGCGCGCACACCGCCUCAUUCAAGCAGGUCGUCAAGUCAUGAUCGUAGGCGACAUGAACAUCAUCCGUGACCCCAUCGACCACUGCGAUCCGGAACAAAGCAUGAAGGAGCACGGCUGGGACCACUUCCAUCAGCAUCCGGCCCGGUCUUGGUUCCAAACUUUCUUGGCACCGCAGGGCAAGUUCCACGACGUCGGUCGAAUGUAUCACUCUCAGAGAAAGAAGAUGUUCACCUGCUGGAACACCCUCAUCGACGCAAGGCCGGCCAAUUAUGGCGUACGGCUUGACUAUACUCUGGUGACGGAAGGGUUGUUGCCGUGGAUCAAAGGCGCGGAUAUCCAGCCGGACGUGUAUGGCAGUGAUCACUGUCCGAUUUACAUCGACUUCUACGAUGAAAGGGAGAUCGACGGCAAGGUAGUAAAGCUUGCCGAUCUCAUGCAUGGUGGAGUGGACCGCCUUCCUCCAGCACUGGCUGCCUGUCACUACGACGAGUUUUCUGGAAAGCAGAGAAAGCUGGCGUCUUUCUUUGGCACUUCCAGGAAACCAGCGCCGGUAGGAAAGAGUCCCAGUCCGGUAGCCAACUUCUUUGCAGAUCAAGGAAGAUCGUCUGUUGCUAUCACGGGCUCCAACGUGAUAAUUUCGAAUGAAGCCUGCAUCACAGGAGGCCCGGAUGUUGGGACUAACCUAUCGUUAUCUUCGACAACAGAGAUGGAGAGCGAAGGAAGCUCGCUUGCUGAUGCCCUCUUUUCACUACAUUCACAGCAGGAGGGUCUCAACAUCGAAGGCGAGGCGCCGCGUCCCAAUGCCACCGUUGUCGGAACGACCCCAUCGAAUUUGGCGGUGGGGUCGGCGCCCUCAGCGCCUGAAUCUGUUCAUCCAACAGCUGCUUCGACACCGUCACCCACCAAGAAUGCUCCAAGUCAACCCUCUCCGAUUGGCAGACGGGGCGCGGCUCCUCUCAAGCGAGCAACCUCGGCGACCAAGGGCAAAGACCUCAGCAAAGCAAAGAAUGGAGCGAGUCUCCGAGGGCAAACCAGUCUGCAGUCAUUUUUCGCAAAGCCAAAGAGCACACCCCCUACGCCGUCCAUCGAGCCUGCGAAAGUGAUAGAUCUCUCUCAAGAGACUUACGACCCAACAGCAGCGGCCUCUGCCGUCGAAGAGGCUGUCAAGAAUGCCGAUGGCACAAUAGCGAGCAGUGCGCAUAACACUUACGAUUCAGCCGCGCCAUUCGACGAUACCGAAGACGCCAUCUCCGACUUCCACGAAACCGCCAACGCCUCGCCGACGUCCCAACGCACCGCGCAACCGUCAGAGCAAUCGGCCGCUGAUCGUGUAGGAGCCUCACUCGCGUGGGGGGCCAUCUUCAGCCCGGCGCCCGCCCCGCUCUGUCGCAACCAUUCGGAAGCAUGUCGUGCAUGGACGGUCAACAAGCCUGGUCCCAACCACGGGCGCAAAUUCUGGCUGUGCAAUCGACCUGUUGGUCCUGGGUACGAGAAGUCCGGGCGCGCCAAGGGCGAUGUCAAUCCGGAGUACCGGUGCAACUUUUUCGUGUGGGACUCUGAUCUGCGGUCUAAGAAGGGCAAAGCGGGCGAGGGAGCAGGAGGGGAGGGCAAAUUUUUCGCCGAGGUCGGUAGGGAGAGGGGUCGGAAGGGUGGGAGGGUGGGCGAGCAGGUUGAUGGGGAAGAGCUGGGUGGGCCGUGGGGGCCGCACAAACGCAUCAAGACGGGAGACGCCUCGUAG